Drosophila melanogaster (fruit fly) is the source of this 3394-nucleotide messenger RNA. RefSeq names its product WD40 Y (gene WDY). NCBI's taxonomy places the organism in Eukaryota, Metazoa, Arthropoda, Insecta, Diptera, Drosophilidae. The record is from RefSeq and is marked reviewed.
AUGUCUGUAAUAUUUAAUGCGAGUGUAAAUACUAAGAGCGCAGUUGAGUAUCAGACAAUAUCAUCCACGCAAAGUCAUUCAGCGGAGGAGCAGUCAGAGCGCUUACACAAGUGGAUUUCAAAGGAUCAACUUGAGAAACUUUACUCGUCGUUUCUUAACACUCCCGAGCGGCAUGUUGGCAUCGAUGAAUUGCGUAUCAUACUUGAAGAACUAGAUAUAACGUUCAAUGAUUCAAUGUAUACACGGCUCUUUUUAAAGAUUAAUCAGAAUCGUGAUUUUAAGGUGGAUUGGAACGAGUUUGUGUCAUAUUUAAUAUUUGGCUUCCAAGAAGAGGAUCCUAGCAGCCAAAAGGAGUCUUUAAUUUUACCAAUCUCCGGACCCCCAAUGGUUAGGAAAUCUGAACACCGUUCAGCUAUAUGUUGUUUGGCUCUUCUAAAAGCCAAAUCGGAUCAAGUACCAAUUGAUGAAGUAACGGAGACUAUUAACUUUUCCUUUGGCGGUGAGGAUUCUCCAGAAGCUUCUGGCAUGUGGGUCACGGCCAGCCACGAGGGAAUGAUGCGCUUCUGGACAUCUCAUAUGGAACCAAUUCGAACGGCAUCGUCGGAAAGCAUCUGUAUGAGUUAUGCUUUCUUUAAUAAUGGAAAAGUGCACUCUAAGCUGAUACUCGGUGACUAUGCUGGCAACGUGAGAGUUCUGUCUUACUCGCCACACUUACGUGGUCCCUUUCAAGCAAAACCAGGUGCGGCCCUUAUUGAAGUUGUAUGGUCUGACAUACUCAGGGGGAAGAUACCCCAGUUUUUCCCAAAGGAAUACAUAAACCUUCACAAUGAGAUGGUAUCUUGCGUUUACUUUUCUUUACAUAUGAACGCCUUAUUUGCAUCGGCGGAAUAUAGGAACACUAAGAAGUAUAGAGGUCGCUGCCCUGGCAUGAUAAUGGUAACUUAUGACGAGCGAAGCAAUUUCCGCAUUCCCCUUGGUGUAUCUACCUUCUUCGUAGCCGAGAGCCAUAACAUUGUGGUAACAGGAGGGCCGGACACAUUUGUUAGGAUCUGGGAUGUUUAUAUUCCUACGGAGCCCUCUGCGAUCCUUACAGGUCAUAAUGGAGGAAUUGUUCUGGUUUUUGUCCAACCGGAAGAAAACAAGGUUUACAGCGUUGACUACCAGAAGAUUAUAAAAGUGUGGGACCUACACGAACAUACACUUUUGCAGACUUACGGAGAUUUAGUACGGUUGAUACAUCACAGUGAGACGGACCUGACAUAUUAUUACCAUUCCCAUCUUCGGGAACUUGUGGUGGCAGGACGAAAGUUGAUUUCCAUAAAGUGUUGCCCUCGCGUUCGUGUGGACCUCACAGAUGGUAACACUCACGCAGCUCCGGUCUCGGUUGUUUUGUACAAUCGUUUGUUUAGAAACAUUGUAAGCUGUGGCCUUGACAGUUAUAUUAUAGUUUGGGAUCCUUGGACAGGGCGGAGAAAAAUUAUCAUGAAAAGUUGUCACACCAAAAUGAUCUAUGGUGAGAUUAUUGAUAUUGAGAUCACCGCUGCCUGCUUUGAUCCGCUCGAGCAAUUUCUCCUCACUGGAGCACGUGAUGGUUCCCUGAAAAUCUGGAACUAUAACAACGCAGUUGUUGUACGAAAUAUGAGUAUAAUGCCAGACCAAGAAGUUACUGCAGUUAUUUGGGUUGUAGAUCGCAUACUUGCCAUGGGGUGGGAUAGGCAAGUGACGGAAUUUAAUGACGUAGUAGGACGCGAGUAUGGGGACCCGAAAAAGUGGCCAAAGUUUCAUACGGAUGAUAUUACCUGCGCGGACGUAAAGCUUGGCGAAGGUGUCGUUACAGCAACAUAUUCCGGAGAGAUUAUUUUUUGGAAAUUAGAGACUGGUCAGCCAUAUCGGCGGUAUAGCGUAAUGGACCCAACACGCUUUAUUGAGUUGAAACUAACGGCAGAAGAAGAAAAGUUCAUUCGGCAAAGUAAGCGGCUGGCAUCCAGGCUGACUCAUUCAGGUAAUCACAGCUUACAAACGGGACGGGCAGGUCGUUCCACUGUUUUAAAUCGACCAGAAGAUAACAGAGACUAUGGGACCGAUAUACCUAUCUCUGUACAAGCUGUGCUCUUCUUACAGACUCGACCUCAAACCUUGAAACACGGCAGUGUAUUUAUUUCCCUUGAUACAGGUUUUAUCCAAGUGUACUCUCACCAUCAACGUGGAGGAUACAUCGUGGAGUUUCUGGCUGUACACAAGACAGGUGACUGUGUGCUUACCAUGUGUACUGACCGUAAGAAUAGGUACCUUUAUACAGGGACCGCAUUCGGUUACAUUAAAGUAUGGUACAUUGUAAAUUUUUGUGUUCCAGAGUCUGAGAAAACACAUGUUUGCAUGCCAAAAUUACGUCUGGAGUUUAUUUUUCUUAGGAAAGAACUUUUUAUGACUAGAGCCAAGCGAGCUGUUCGAAAUCAAGCAGAGCCCCUUUUGGUCAGUUCCUAUAAAGGUCAUCUUAAAGCAAUAAAUUCUAUAGCCUUCAUCAAUCUUCCAAAAAUUAUAUUUACGGGAAGCCAUGAUUACUCCUGCCGCCUAUGGACCCAAGGUGGCCGGUACUUGGGAACACUUGGUACCGUUUUGCCAUGGUCAAGGCUUACGCCCUUUGAACGCGCUGGUGACGAUAACCAUUUGUACCGAAUGCCCCCCGAUAUUAAAAAAGUGGCCAGCUCAACAACUCUAAAGGUAAUUUCGGGAAUACAGGCAGAGACAAGUAUAAAGAUAUCCAACGGAAAGACAGUUGAAGAUCGGGAGGAAGAAACCGCUCAAACGGAGGAUGUAACUGAGUUAAGAAAACUUCUCGACAAGCCUGUUAAAGAACCAAUAGUGGGAAAGCAUUUCGAAUUACCUGGUCGGUCUAUUUUAGAUCAGCAUAUAGAACUGGAUACAACCCAAAGUUAUAUUGCUGUUUUUACCCAACUUAAGGUGCAUUCCACUGAAAUGUUGGAGCGCCUUCCAACGCCAGCAGUGGUUAGCCGUGUCCAAACUGAGAAUUAUAUGGACCACUAUAUCCCCGUAGAAGGAAAGGUAGAUGUGAGUGGUUCUGCGAUUAAUAUAAAGCAGCCAUCCCGUCGGCGUUCUGAUAAAGCAAGUGACACGCGUAACGUAAACACAUUAGGAGCCCGGGAUCAUGUACCAUUAGAUUUUAGUUCCAGCCAUGCGUCGCAAUCGUAGUUUGUUCUUUCCUUUAAGUCCUUAACGUGGUGCUUUUCGUAGGUUGAGUAAAUCCCUCAAAGAAUCCUUCAACAAUGAUAAACGAAAGACAAAAUGGGACCGCAUUUAUCGCUUUCACACAUCAGUAUGAACAUAUUAUCUCUUUAUAAUAUUUGCCAAUAAAAAUUAAGGUGUUUUAACAAUC